Messenger RNA from Gigantopelta aegis, 5213 nucleotides. Its product is annotated as arrestin domain-containing protein 2-like. The transcript has 8 exons. Gene Ontology annotation, biological process: protein transport. The record is from RefSeq and is a predicted model, not a curated record. The coding region runs from base 24 to 1307 and encodes 427 amino acids. Gene Ontology annotation, cellular component: cytoplasm. NCBI's taxonomy places the organism in Eukaryota, Metazoa, Mollusca, Gastropoda, Neomphalida, Peltospiridae.
UAUGUGGGUAAAAUUUAGCUGAAAUGGGCAAGAUUGAAACGUUUUCAAUUAAGCUAAACAAAGAACAGAAUGUCUUUAAACCAGGAGAAACUGUAGCCGGAUGGCUUGUUGUAGAUUUGAAAGAAUGCAUCAAAAUUAAUUAUCUGAAAGUGUCAUUCAUUGGGCGAGGACAUGUGUUUUGGACGGAGACGAAAGCAAGCAGUCGUCACUCGGGUAGUGAGCUGGAGAUUGUAAUCUUCGAUGCUGAUGAGAGCUACUUCGACAAUGACUUUAUUCUCUGGGGAAAUGGCAAUCUUGACGAUUCAAGCUUGGCGAAGGUAAAAACAAGUGAUGCCGAUGUUACAACAGAAAUGCCAGAAGGCCACCAUGAAUUCCCAAUCAGUUUCACUCUGCCGCAGGAUUUACCAUCUUCAUAUGAGAGUCAGAUGGGAUUUGUUCGCUAUCUUGUCAAAGCAAAAAUGUCUGUUCCAGGAAAAUUCAAUAACUGUACCACAAAAGCUCCAUUCUCGGUGAAUUCUGAAUAUGAUCUCAACACGGAUAGAAGAGCAAAGGAAAAGAUCUGUCAUCGUGAGCAGAGGAAGGUUGGCUGCUGGUGUUUUGACUCGGGGGUUUACAACAUCAAUUUCUCUCUCGACCGCAGAGGUUAUGUUCCUGGUGAAAGGCUUUGCAUUAAUGCUCAAGUGAUUAACCAUUCAGGCAGUGCAAUCACUCCAGAACUAAGUCUUUGCAUGACAACUCACUAUCAUGCAAAAUCAAAAUCUUUGUCAUCGACUUCAAAAAGCAAAACCAAAACAAAGACCGUCGACUCGCGCACCUGUUCGACAGUUCAGCCCCGGAGUGACUUUGUUAUAAAUGAGACGAUACGCAUACCCCCACUACCGCCGUCUAACCUGACUGGCUGCGAGGCAAUCGACACAAAGUAUCAUCUCUGGAUAAAGCUGUCACCAGGAGGUUGCUAUGGUGACAAUAUAGAGAUCUGUGAGGAGAUAAUAAUAGGCACCAUUCCUCUUGGAGUAACAGGUUCGAGUCUUCCCAUUGUGGACGGUGCUGGUGGUGAUCCCCCGCCUGACGUAACCGAGGCAACCAUGCCUCGCCUGCCCUCAGACAUGCCACCUCCUACUUACGAAGAGUGUGUAUUUGGAAAAGUAGCUAUCAUUGAAAAGGACGACAAUGACCACACGAAAGUUGAAAUGAACUUUGCCCCUCAUUACAUCUAUUACAACUGGGACCAGAACGUGAACCUAUGCUCAACCAAUCAGAUUCUCGGACAGCCAUUUUCAGCCAAUCAGUACCUAAGCAGGAUUUAGCUCAGGACUGCUUACACAUUUUAUUUUCAGAGGUAGAGAAUAACGGGUCAUUGAUGUAGUUGUAUGUUAUCCACUUCUUCCUGUGAUGGUGAAAUUGGUGGAUUCCCCAUAAAUUUGUCCUGAACAGGAUAAAACCAUUGACCAAUGUCAUUUUCUGUUGUUAGUUUUAUACUGCAAACCAUAAAAAAUAAUGAAGAAAUCAUAUUUAUUCCUAAUUAUUCAUACACAAACUAGUCCAAAGUACAUGACUUGAGUCAGGAUUAGGUUACAUAACAUGUUGUAUAUGACUUUAUUCACUUGUUCAUCAGCCAAAACAAACAAUGGUUGCAAGAUAAAUGCAUUUUUGUGCACAUUGAGUGUUCCUAAUGUGCAGUUCUAAACAGCCAGUUGUUGUACAAGGUGUGUGUUAUAGCAGGCAUAUUUUUAUGUUGUAUUUAUGUAUUGACAGUGCAUGCAUGUUUUAACAGUAUUACACAGUUUUGUUUGAUUUAAACUCAGUUGGAGUUGUACUAAUUUAUUACCGUGUGUUUGUGUGUGUGUUGCACUGGUCAUAAUUCUACAUGCAUCAUAUUGUACAUUGCAUAAUUCAUUUGUUGUUUUCUUCUACAUACUAUUAUUUCACAUCAUUUUGGUUUUCGUGUGAAAACUUUGUUUUAUUAAUCUCAUAAUCUAAUAUUAUCCUCUUUUUCAUUUUAAAUCUGAUUUCUGGUACUAAAGGUAUCGAUGAAUCAGAGAAAUGGGAUUCAGUGGCAUAUUGCUAAUAUAUACUUGCCUUUUAAUGAUAACUUUCAUUAUGAUAAUUUAUACCACUAUUUUGUGGUUUUAUAUUUGGUUGUUUGUCAAGUUGAGCUAUAUGAGCAGACCUCUGAAAAUUGUGAGAAUGAUAGUUUCAGUUUCCCUGAGUUAAUGAGUUUCAGUUUCCCUGAGUUAAUGAUAGUUUCAAUUUCCCGGAGUUAAUGAUAGUUUUGGUUGCCCUAAGUUAAUGAUAGUUUCAGUUUCCUGCAGUUAAUGAUAGUUUUGGUUGCCCUGAGUUAAUGAUAGUUUUGGUUGCCCUAAGUUAAUGAUAAUUUUGGUUGCCCUGAGUUAAUGAUAGUUUCAAUUGCCCUGAGUUAAUGAUAGUUUCAGUUUCCUGGAGUUAAUGAUAGUUUAAGUUGCCCAGAGUUCAUGAUAGUUUUGGUUGCCUUGAGUUUAUGAUAGUUUCAAUUGCCCUGAGUUAAUGAUAGUUUCAGUUUCCUGGAGUUAAUGAUAGUUUAAGUUGCCCAGAGUUCAUGAUAGUUUUGGUUGCCUUGAGUUUAUGAUAGUUUCAGUUACUCUGAGUGCCCUGAAUUCAUGAUAAUUGCAGUUGCCCUGAGUUCAUGAAUUUACGACUUCAUUGCCCCUCUGUUUUGUAGGUGCCAGAGAAAUGAUGAUUUCUUGUAAAACAACAUGUUUUGAAAGGUUUUUAGGUGUCAAAGUAAAACCAAAAGGCAUUGCAUUCUUUUUGAAAGGAAGAGAGAGAAAGAGAUUAAAAUGCAUUACAAAUGGGUAAUGAUGUAAAACGAAUUGUUCUGGUGAAUAUGGCUUCUAAUAUGAUUAUAUAUGAUAAGUAGUGUUUGGAUAAUCACAUUGUCAUGAAUCUGUCCCUUUAAAUUUUAUUGUAUUUUCUGAUGAAAACUCUUUAAAAAGGCCACUUCAAACUGAAUUACUGUCCUGGGUCAGGCCCCUGGCCAUGCCCGAGACUGAACCUAGGAUAGACGUGCCCGAAACCUUCGUGGUAUAUGGGCAUGUUGUUCUCACUCACUCAAAUUUGGGGCCCUUGUACCUCCAUCUAGAUCCACUAUUGCAUGGUUGUAAUAGGUUUUGCAAAAUUAAUUAGGUUAUCUGUUAGUCCCUGUCUGUCCAACCGGAAGAGACUGUAGGUUUUGUCUCUGUCUGUCUGUCCGUCCAUUCAUCUAUCUGCUCCACAUAUAGUUCUACAGACGUUUUGUGCAAUGCAAUUUAAGGGACAUGAAAAUUUGUUGGGCAUGGUAGGGGACGUGUAUUGUUUUAGCAGUAUUCUCAGAAUGCUUGUGUGUUUUUGGAAUAACCCAUAAAUGGUUUAAGCAAGCUUUCAUUUUUCAGAGGUCCAUAUGUUUCUUGCUUAAAAUAGUAACUUCACAUCUAGUAUUCAACAUCCUGAAAUUUUUAACUUUUAUACAAAUGAGUGAUAAGCAUACAAGAUGGGUGGGGGGGCUAGUACGGUAGCAAAUCCUCACAUUUGGGCAAAACUUUCAGCAAUAUUUGAGCGAAAUGAGCUGACCUGAAACCUUUUCACUAUGUAUUUCCAUCAUUCUACCCACAAUAUUAGUGAAAAUGCAUAGUGAUUCGAUUGCAACCCUGUAUAGCUGUUCGGCAUUAUUGCUAAAAUGAACAAAUGUUUUUAACCAGAUUGGGUUUUUUUUUAAUUUGGACAAAAAUUGUCCUCUUCCCCUACAAUAAUGGGAGCCUGUACACCUAGUUAAAAUGUUCUGAAUUGUCACACAGCCAGAUGCUUAGGUAGGAAGUAUUUGUGAAAGGCACAUUAACACCCCCUCCCCCCCCCCCGUCCCCGUCCCCCAGUAAUAUAAAAAAUGUUGGCAUACAUGAACGUCUAUAGACAUUGGGGUAAACAGUGAUACGCCAUGUGUACAGAACUGAAUAUGCAAUAUUUUUUGAGGACGAUGUACCUUUAAUACUCAUAAAAAGCAUAAUUGUUUUCUAACUGAAAAUAGAUCUUGUUAACACUCCACUAUGUUCUGUGUCAACAGAUCUGAGAUGAGCCAGUGCAGUUUCAUUACAAAACGUUUUUAUGCGUUAUAGCUUGUUUAGCCAUGUCAAAAUUGCUUUGAUUGGAUGAAUUAAAGGUCAUCUGAACAUGUAGUAGCAUUGGUUAGACCUACUAACAGGCACUUAAAAUCGUUGAGGUCAGUAAAAUCUAAUUGAAAAAUCAUCAGAUCAGCAAAAGAACAGUUUGGUAACUGUUUUGGUGGGUAACUUAUUGUAAUAAUGCAGGCCUCGAAAUUAGUGGUCGCUACAUUGACAAAUAUGACAAACGUUUUUGCUCAAUUUGAAAUGGAAGCUUAAAAUGUGUCAUUGAAAAAUGUUUCUAUGAAAUACAAAUCACUGUUUGUUUUUUCUUUUUGCACUGAUUUAUCCAACUUGACCAUGAAAGAAAACCAUCUCUAGCUGAGCAACUUAAAACUGUUUGGCUCAUGACCCAAAACUUUUCAUCGGGUCCAAGAUAUGUUUAAAAUGAGUUUGUGUCUGUUAAUGACUGAAUACCACUUAUUUUUAGUGAACUGUAGUUUUUCAUAUUUCUGUUAUAUUCUUUAUUGCAUUUUUAUUAGUUGUAGCAUUUACAUUUGCAUAUCUUCAUUUUAAAAAAUGUUUUCAUAAAACAUUUAAAACAAAUUGUUAUUAGUUGAUCGAAUCACUAAUAUAUCACCACAUAAGGUACUGAAUUAUUAUAUAUUGGUGUUUUUUUGCCAUUUUAACAGUCACAAUAUUUUGUGCAGUCCUUUUUGUUGUUACUUUAAAAUCUGUUUGAAAUGUAUUGUCAUUUAGAUAGCCAUUUAUUGCAUCUUUGAACACCAUAUUGAUCCAUGUCAAUAUUAUAAAUGUACUAUUAUUUGUCCAUGUCAUCAUAUGUCGUAUACUUUAUUACUUAAUUGAUGCAUUAGUAUUAUUCAUUUAACACAUGUUUUCCCCUGUUCCAUUGUUUGUGUAGUAUCUGAUAUUCAAAGUAGAUUGCCGCUGGUUUGAAAAAUGCACCAAGCCUCGAAUGUGUACACCACAUCUGAGUUUGGAUGACAAAUAACACGCAGAUUGUCAAAGUAAAGUUUCUUUUAUAUAACGACACCACUAGAGCACAUUGAUUUAUGAAUCAUCGGCUAUUGGAUGUAAACAUAU